AUGUUUUAUCCUUUCCUUUUGCUAAUCUUCUUCUUCUAUUACAACGCUGAAGAGAACAUAGGUGUUAACAUAUUUCUCACCGAAGGAGAUAUUCUAGUCAACAGGAAACGGAACGCGGACUCCCAGUACUUCAAGACCUGGUACAACAGAUCUGUACCCUACCUCUUUGAUGUCAGUGUCGGUAAGUGUGCUGACCUCCAGGUACUGAUUGAGGCAGCUAUGACGGGCAUACAGAAUUCCAGCUGCAUUCAGUUCAAGAGACGAAACACUGAGAAGGAUUACAUUAGGUUUAUCAUGCCUAGCAGUGGCUGUUACAGCCCUAUAGGAAGGGUCGGCGGGCCACAAGAUAUCGGUUUAGGGGAUGGAUGUUUCGCCCAUGGCACGAUCCAGCACGAGAUACUCCACGCCUUGGGUCUGUGGCAUGAACAGAGCAGGUCCGAUAGGGACGAGUACAUCAAAGUUAUGUGGGACAAUAUCCCUAGAGAGCACUAUAGUAACUUCGGAACUCGGAGUCUCUCGGAGAGUCACCAGAUAUUCCUAACCAUGCCUUACGAUUAUGGUUCGCUGAUGCAUUAUUCCAACAAUACCUUCGCCAUAGAUCGCCAUAAGCCGACUCUGGUGCCGAAACAAGACCUUCCCAGGGGCGUUGUCAUGGGGCAGCGUGCAGGCAUGUCGCAGGGAGAUGUCGACAAGAUCAACGCCUUGUAUAGGUGUGAUAUCACAAACUGCAGCCAGCCGGAUCUUCUGAAAGAUGGUGAAAUUCUUGGAAACGACUUUUCCGUUGGCGCCAAAAUUAACUACAUCUGCAAUGUUGGCUUCAGUCUGAUUGGCGCCCCUGAGCGGGUGUGUAGGGAUAUAGGCGAAUGGUCGGGGCAGUCCCCGAUUUGUUUAGCCUCCAACCAGGAAAUCCCCUUGCACUACUGUAACUUCGACGGCGAGAUGUCCCAGUUCUGUGGGUGGACUCAGGCUCGCGAUGAAGAACUUGACUGGGAUUUGCAGACGGGACCUACCCCUUCUGAUGGAACAGGACCCAACUGGGACCACACCCUCAGCACAAUAACAGUUGAGGGCUCUGUGGGAUUCGGUUACACCAGCGAUAUAGCCAUUGAUGACGUCAUUAUUGGAGACUGCAAUUCUUUCAAACCCUUGGCUUUGAUGG
Messenger RNA from Candidula unifasciata, 1159 nucleotides. Lineage: Eukaryota; Metazoa; Mollusca; Gastropoda; Stylommatophora; Geomitridae. The record is from the annotation of a GenBank genome assembly.